Messenger RNA from Panthera uncia (snow leopard), 9349 nucleotides. RefSeq names its product cell division cycle associated 2 (gene CDCA2). The transcript has 15 exons. The record is from RefSeq and is a predicted model, not a curated record. The coding region runs from base 536 to 3577 and encodes 1013 amino acids. Gene Ontology annotation, cellular component: chromosome; nucleus. NCBI's taxonomy places the organism in Eukaryota, Metazoa, Chordata, Mammalia, Carnivora, Felidae. Gene Ontology annotation, biological process: regulation of chromosome segregation; regulation of mitotic nuclear division.
CUAACCCAGCCCAGGUGGAGGGAGGGAAGAGAGGUUGCAGUCUGGCAGACGGGAAGGGUUAUCAGCCAAUCAGCUGAACCUGAAGCCGAACGGCGGCUCAAAGCGUUACUGAGCAGGCGCAAACCCAACCCCAGGUAGAGCUCAUCUGCAUAGGGAGGCGGGGUUUGAAGGAAAGAGGUGGAGCACUAGCAGGGACCCAGACAAGUAGCACCACCCCCCUCAACUCGCUCAAACCACGGGCGAAACGGCUGGCGUCGGGACUGAGUGAUUGGGUAAGGGCCGCCCGUCCUUCUGCCAGGAUUGGUCCAACGAUUCUUUUCGAAGUUUGCAGUAUCCAAUUGGAAAAUGGGGGGCGGAGCCAGCACUAACCGAGGGGUUCCUCCGCGAGACGCUCACGCAAUGUAGUCCCUGCGGAUACAGGUUAGGCGCCGGUGUCUCUCGUCGAUGCGUCACCCACGGCUAGUGGUGGCUUCUCUCCAGCUCACGAAGCCACUCUUGGUCCUGGGACGGCGAGGAAGAGGCCUGGCAGAUCGAGAUGGAUACCAACUCAAAAGACAGCGACCCUCUUGAAAUCAACGAGUCUGCUAUUCCUGGUGCUGAAAGUACCUCUUUAAUUUUGGGAAAUGGGAAGCUUGUAACUCCUCACAAGCAUGCGCCUGAAGGGACUCCUAAUGGUUGCACACCAGAUACUUUUAAGUCACCCUUGGACUUUUCCACAGUAACAGUAGAGCAACUGGGAAUUACACCUGAAAGCUUUGUAAAGAACCCUUCAGGAAAGUCACCAUCCUCCCUGAAAAAAUCCAGACGACGCUCUACAAUUGGUGCUCGAGGCUCCCCUGAAACAAACCAUCUUAUUCGUUUCAUUGCUCAGCAGCGGAAUUUAAAGAACGUGGAGAAAUCUUUGACACAGAAUUCCCCUUUUCUGGGCAGUCCUGUACUGCAUCGAAAUGUUAAUUCUUUAAGAGAGCGAAUGUCCGCCUUCCAGUCAGCUUUUCACUGCAUAAAGGAGAAUGAAAAAAUGACUGACUUUCCCGAAGUCUCAGAGGCAGAAGGAGAAGUCACGACAACAGGCUUGACCAAAAAGGAAAGGCUUGGGCAGUGUCCACAGUUUGAGUUCUCUGCAGAUUUAUCUUCCAAACGUCGAAGGAUAUCCUCUCAGAGCAACUCUGAUGAAAAUCUCCCUGACGCAGUUGAUCUCCAGAUAUCCCGUAGAGCCACUUCUCCUAAUACAGGCACAAUGUGUGCUGUUGAAACUUCUCUUGCAGAUUUUUCUGAGAAAUCUUUUGAAUCUGGUUUAACGCAGUCUGGAUAUUUGGUUGAAGAGUCUGUUUCACUUUCAGAUCUCACAGAAGCUUCAAGUGGAGUCAAGGUUGCUGAGUGUGUAGAGGGCGAAAGAUCAAGUGUUGCUGUUUCCCUUGACAACUUGACAGAAGUGAGCACAGACACCACUCCUGAAGGCAGGUCACUGGUCACUCCACUCUGCAAGAGGGACGUUGCAUCCUCUGAGACCUUUGUACUUCGUUCAGUGCUAAAGAAACCCUCUGUUAACCUGUUUCUAGAAAGCCUGCAGGAACACUGUGACAAUCUUUGUGAUGACGGGACUCAUCCGAGCUUAAUCUCAAAUCUUGCAAACUAUUGCAAAGAACAGGCAACAGAAGGUCAAGAAAAUUGUAAAGUGCCAGCCUUUCUAAAUGUCAGGAAGAGGAAGAGAGUUACUUUUGGAGAGGAUCUAAGCCCUGAGGUGUUUGAUGAGUCUUUGCCAGCAAAUACUCCGUUGCGUAAAGGAGGAACACCUGUUCGCAAAAAGGAUUUGAGUAAUGUCAGUCCCCUGCCACUCGAGCAAUCACCAGUUCCUGCACAGUUAUCACAACCAGAUUUUGAUGACAAGGGGGAGAAUCUUGAAAACAUAGAACCUCUUCAGGUGUCAUUUGCCGUUCUGAGUCCUCUUAAUAAGUCUUCAAUCUCUGAGACUCUUUCAGGCAUUGAUACCUUUAGUUCUUCAAAUAACCAUGAGAAAACAGCCUCCCAUAAAGUUGGUAGAAUCACACGGGCCUCUAACCGAAGAAGUCAAUUGAUCACUUUUGCAGAAGAGGAGGUUUGCAACUUACUUCAUACAGAAGCUCAGCCUUGUAAAGAAAAGAAAAUUAAUAGGAGGAAAUCUCAGGAAAGCAAACACACAGAAAGAGUGCGUCCUAAAAAGAACCAAGCUUUAAAAAGUUGCAGAAAGAAGAAAGCAAAGGGAAAGAAAAGUAUUCAAAAGUCUUUAUACGGGGAAAGAGACAUCGCUUCCAAGAAGCCGCUCCUAAGUCCUAUUCCCGAGCUGCCUGAGGUCUCGGAGAUGACGCCUUCUGCCCCAGGCGCCAGAACGAUGCGUUCAGAUGAUCUCGACUCCAGUGGUGAACUUCAAGAAGCAAAGCUUCCUCGAAGGAAGCCUCAGAAGCCAGAUUUGCAGAUGAGUCAAGGUUUUAAUAAGUACGAUCUGUCUGCACUCGGCAGCUCUUACACCAAACGUUCCUCGCCGCUUAUUAACGCUACUUUAGAGCAAGAUUUAGAUAUAAAUACCAUAGAAGCUAGUAAACAUAAAACUCUUCCAAGAGCGGAAAUUAAGUCAGAAAGUGAAAAUGACCUGAAAGCUGGCUCUGAGAAUGAGAGCAGUCGUGUUUCCUGUGAUUCUGUGACCUCAAAGGUCCCGGCAUCCGAUGAUGCGGGAUCCAGUAUUAUCCUGCCGUCCCGGGAAUUGGCUGCCGCUGGCCAAAAUGUGGAAAACCUUUUUCAGAUCUUUAAAAUUUCAGAAGAUGUGAACAUAAAGUAUGAAAAGCAGGAUGACUCUGUUAUAGCUCCAGAAGGGAAACCGCCGACCACACGUGUAAUGUCUGGCUUACAAAAAGACGUCUUCCUUGACAAUAUGAAAGAAAGUACAAAUCCGAGUGAGGGUUCGGGAAGCAGCUGCGCAGAGAGUGAAAGCACUGGUAUGAACGGGGGAGGAAAGAAGCAUAGAAGACGCUCUAUGUGUUACUCUGGCGGCCAGAGUUUCGAUCCGGAAAAAAACGGAAAUCCCAAACCUCCCUACCUGGUGAGCAGCCCUGUAGAAAUUGGUUUAGAAAAUUCUGAACUCUAUAAAGAUUUAUCCGACUCCAUAGAGCAGACCUUUCAGAGAACAAGUAGGGAAACAAAAGUAAGACGGAGCACCAGGCUGCAGAAGGAUCUGGAAGAGGAAGGGCUCGUCUGGAUCUCACUUCCAUUUCCUUCCGCUUCCUGCACUUCCCAAAGAAUGAAAAGGAGAACAAUAUGCACAGUGGACAGCAGAGGCCUUGAAAGCGUGGCCCUCUGUAAAGACCCCAGGUCUUCUGGACACACCCCGAGCACGGCACCCCCCGUAUCGGGUAAAGACAGGGAGGGCUUGGCCGCCAGUGCGGCCAGUUUACCUGGGAGGAGGAGGAAGAGCUUGUGGACGUCCGCACCUGUGAACGUGAAAGGUCCCAUUCUGGCAAAAUGCUGCAAGAGAAGAAGCUCUCUCCCCCAGAGCGGAGAGAGCUCUCUAAGGGACGUCCAAGGAGUCGGGCACGUCGGGAACUAAAGCGGUAACUGGCAUUUCCUGAAGAACGUUCGGGGCCGCAGAGAAGGUAAACCCCCCCCAGCCACCCCAUGCUCAGAACAUUUCUUUCACCCCGCCUCUCCUCCCCUGUUCAAAAUUUCAAAUAAAAUCAUUUGACUUGAACCUCUCUGUAAGUAGAAGUAAGUGGGAUUUCUUCAUUCAAAAAGAAAACAUUCUCUUAAAUCUGUUCUUCUCUCCCCAAAUAGCACAUGUUUGCUGAAGGUUUCUCACUAGUACGUGUUGACUGAAGCUUUGGAGUCUGUUGGGAAACAAAAUUUGUCUCUUGAAAUUGACUCAUUGUGUCUAGAUGAGAAGACCUGAAAAAACAGAUUGAUAGGAUAAAUGGAAUUUUAUGAAAAUUGAAGGGUGAUACAAGGUUAAAAACUGCCAGGAAAUGAGAAAAGAUGUGUUUUUAAAAUGUUGCGGAAAAAGCUGGUUAAAAAUCUUUAUCCAUUAGGGAAGAUGGAAAUCAUAAGACUUUUUUGUUGGUUUAAAAUUAAGAAGCUUUAAUGACUUGCUUCAUCUAUCUCAAAUGAAUAUUUUUAUAUUAAUAGGUUAAAAUCAAAAUUGGAAAAUUCAUUUAGUAACCAGAAUAUUACAAGUCAAACAUUAUAAACUGAGUAUAUAUAGUCUAUAAAUAACUAAGGUGAAAAUAUUUUGUCUUUCAAACAAGAUUCUUAUAUGCCCUGUGGGGCGGGAGGUGCAGGAUUGGUUUUGGGGGAAAACAGAGCAGUGUAGUUAAAUCAUCCUCCAGAUCAUUCCAAUUAGUCACAUUUAGGAUUUAUUCCAAGAAAUCCCAAAUUAGUAAUUUGGUAUUUAAUUCAUGCUUCUCCAUUAAAAAAAAUUUUUUUUUUUUUUUUUUUUUUUAAAUCUAGAAAUUUCCUACGAAAGGGCCUUGCAAAAUUUGUUUACUAACAUGAAGCAUGGUGGGAGGUGGCCGAUUUCUUUUUUAACGUGGUGUUUUGCCAGCAGUUUUCUGCAUUUCACGAUGUCGAGUACCAUCCCUGGUCUCGGAUUCUCCAGUUACAUUUCAGCAGUAUCCUCCGCUGCUUUGAUGACAGCAGUUUGAAAAUCUAAAUUGCUAUAUAUCUGGACUUUGGGAGUGCGCAUAAAUCAUUGUAUCGUUAAACAAUUGUCUUUGAAAUCCUCUAAAUCAUUAAACUCUCCCUCUCCAUGAUAGCAGAAACAUGUUAACAAAUAGAGCGCUCUAUAAAUAACACAACAGGGAAGAAAGCUCCCGCUGAGUGCCCAUUUCCCCUGCCUUAGAUACAGACUAUUUGUUACCUUCUUGGCACCAAUAGGUCUGGAACUCCUGCUGCUAAAGACUAAAUGUAUUUUACAUUAACACUCAAAGUGAUCCCCAAUUUCUUCUGCUAAAGGGUGGAUUGUUUAAAAAAUUCUUUUAUCUUUACACAUAAAUUAUUUAUGGACUUUUCCCCCCCCCCCCCCCCCCCCCAUUACAGUUCGGUAUGGUUGGCAAAUCUCUACCAGUGAAAACAAACCAAAAAAUACGAAAACAAAAACAAAAAAUCUACUUACUACUUAUGAAGCUUUUCGGUCUUGGUAAUUUAAAAAGAAAAAAAAAAACUUUCAGAACCAUACGACGUGAAGGGUUUUUAAAAACUUGUUCUCCUUUGUCGAAUGUGAAGGCUAUAAAACUACUGAUUGUUAUUUUCUCCUUUUUACUGUAGGUAUGAUCUCUGUUGUAUUUGAAUUUGAAGAAUUUCACAUGCUUUGUUUUAUUUCUCAAAAUGUGCUAAUGAUCUGUGGCGGGUUUUGGCUUAAGUUUUCAAAUGUAAAAUUCUCGUUUUGUAGCAUCUCCAUUUAAAAAUGUACAUACUUUACAAGUUUUGUUGGUUUCAGAAUGUUUCAGCAUAACUGUUUUGUUGAUAUUUGUAAAUAACAAAGAGGAAGUUUUCCUAAAAAAGAAGAGGUCUGAGAAACCAAAGCAAUUUGGACAUGAUCUUAUCCACUGUCUCAUUUGUAGCCUACGUUUUGUGAGGAGUUAAUCAUUUCAAAUUAAGUAUUUGUUCCUGCUUGCUUGUUUUUAGCUAUUUCUUUCAUUAAUGGCUAAAUCAGAAACAGGGCUUCAGUAGUUUGCCCUUGCCUUAUCUUUUACUGCAGUAACCCUUGACAUUUUGGCUUAAAAAGUCCGUGAAUCUUUCCCUGCUGCUGUAGAUCCUUGUUUGUUCCAGAAGAUGGCAGCAUGACAUCUGUAUACAUUACCUUUAAAGCCCAGGCAGCCCUUCAUUGUUGUUGCGGGUGUUUCUCUUUAACUGUUAUUUUCACUCAUUCUUAUCACGAGAGUACUAUGUGUCUAGUGAAGAAAGUAGAGAACUGUACACAAUUAAAUACUGUUCAUUCCCCUGGUGCAAGCAUCCUACAGCCACACCUUCCUCUUCCCAGCUUUCUGUGUAAACACCCUUAACAACUGGCCUGUAAGUCUUCCAGAUCUUUGCCUGUGUAAACACGAGUAUAGGUUUUGUUGUUUUCCGAUGGGCUCGCUGUACUGUGCCAUUCUGCAGCUGAAUUUUUGUAUUCAACAAAAUACCCAGUACACUUCGGUGUUAGUACGGAGAUCCUUAGCUCUCCUUCAGUUGUAUCUUCUGAAUAUCUAGUAUUUAGUUAGCCGUCUGCUUCCUAAAGGAUGCUAGUUGUCUCCACUUUAUUGUUACUGAAAAUAAUGCCACAGUGGGCUUGUGUGAAAACGUCCGUAAGGUAAAUUCCUUGAAAUUAAAACUAAAUGGGCAUCAAGUUACGUCCUGUAGUUCAUACCUGAUAAAGUCCUUUUAUAAGGAUUUUGGCAUCGACCCUUACCUUCUGUUAGACUCUUCUCCUGCCACUUUGCUUCCAUUUUCUCUCGCUGCCCCCACUGGCACGUAAGCUGUGGCAUUGAGGGUGAGGAAUGCCUCAUUCAUGCUUCAGAUUGAAAGAAAUUUUUUUUUUAAUGUUUAUUUUAUUUUUGAGAAAGAGAGAGAGAGAGAAGAAGACACAGAAUCUGAAGCAGGCUGUAGGCCCUGAGCUAUCAGCACAGAGCCCGACGCGCGGCUGCAACCCACGAACUGUGAGAUCAUGACCUGAGCCGAAGUCAGACGCUUAACCAACUGGGCUACCCAGGCACCCCGAAGGAAUUUUUUUUGAAGCCAGGUUUAUUGACGUGUAAUUAACUGUAGUAACCUGCAGUGAAGCUUACCUUUUUUAAAUGCACAGUUUGAAUGUUGGCAAAUUCAUGCUGUCAUAUAACCGCUACCAAAGUAACGGUACGCUUCCGUCACCCAAGAAGACUUCCUCUUACCUCUUUGUGGUCAGUCCUCCUCCCUCAACCCCUUAUCGGAUUUCUGUCCUUUGUCUAGUUUUGCUUUUUCCACACUGUCCUAUAAAUGGAUAGAAGAGUUCUCUCCUUUUGGAUCUGUCCUUUUGGAAAUUUAGCAGAAUGCUUUAGAUGUUCAUCCAUGUUUGAUGUCCCAAGUACUUGAUUCCUGUUUAUUGCUAAGUACUAUUGUUUAAUGGAUGUACCGAGUUUCUUUACUCAUUCACCAGUCAGUGGGUAUUUUUGCAUUGUUUGGUUUUAGACUAUUACAAAUAAAGCUGCUAUAAACAUUCACAUGUGGAUUUUUUUUUUUUUUUUUUUAUAGACAUGUUUUCAUUCCUCUUGGGUAAAUACCUAGGAGUGGGGAUUCCUGGCAUGUAUGGUUGGGAUAUGUUCAACAUUUUGAGAAACCGCCAGGCUUUUCCACAGCGGCUGCACCUCUGUGUAUUCUCACCUGUAGCACGGUCGGUGCUCUGCAUUUUCACCAGCACCUGAUGUCGCCUGCCGUUUCCAUUUAAGGCCUUCCGAUAUCUGCGCGGUAGUGGCUCAUUGUGGUCUUGAUGUAUAUUUCCCUAAUGACUAGUCAUGUAGAACAUCCCUUUUUGGGCUUAUUUGCCAUCCUUAUAUCCUCUUUAGUGAAGCAUCUAUUCACAUUUCUUGCCCACCUUUUUUUUUUGUAGCUGUUGAUGUUUUCCUAUUGAGUGAAAGAGUUCUGUGUAUAUUUGGAUACAGAUUCUUUAUUGGCUAUGUGUCUUGCAAAUAUUUUUUUCCCCUCUCCGUGUCUUGCUUGUCUUUAUUUUCUUAGCAGUGCCUUUUAACUUUGGUGUAAUCUAAGUUAGCAGUUGUUUUUUUUUUUUUUUCUUUAAUGGCGCUUGCUUUUUGCGUUUUAUGUAAGAAAUCUUCGCCUAAUUUAAGAACGCAGGGAUUUUCUUUAAUUUUUUUCUAGAAGUUUUACAGUUUUAGCUCUCAGGUAUUAGAUCCACUUUAAUUUUUGUAUAGCAUGUAAGGUGAGGGGUUUUUUUGUUUCGUUUUUUUUUUUAAAUUUUUUUUCAUGUUUAUUUAUUUUUGAGAGAGAGAGAGAGAGACAGAGCAUGAACAGGGCAGGGGCAGAGAGAGAGGGAGACACAGAAUCCAAAGCAGGCUCCAGGCUCUGAGCCGUCAGCCCAGAGCCCGACACGGGGCUCGAACUCAUGAACCACAAGAUCAUGACCUGAGCCGAAGUCGGAUGCUUAACCAACCGACUGAGCCACCCAGGCGCCCCUGUUUCAUUUUGUUUUUAAUGGAAAUUAUUAACCAUUUGUUGAAAAGAUUAUGCAUUCUUCGUUGUACUUCAGUGACACUUUUGUUAAAAUUGGUUGACCUUAUAUGUGCAGAUCUAUUUCUGGACCUUACUCUGUUCCAUUGAUCUGUGCGUCUGUUCUAAAACCAACAUCACAACAUCUUGAUUACUGUGGAAAGCUUUUUAUGUUUGUGUCUCUUAACUAUGUUUUUUUGUGGGGUUUUUUGGUUUGUUUUGUUUUUGUUUUUGUCAUAGUUUAUGUUUCAAGUUCUUUUGGUGAGGGAGGCCAGUAGAAGCAAAAGAUUGACCUACCAAUUCUAUCUGUAGCCUACAAUUAUACCCAGACCUGCAAUACCAUUUGGAGCAAAGAAUCCAUAAUAAGCUAUCAGAAAUGAAACCAACUUCCUUGAGUCCGUAUACAUUCAUCCCAGUGUUCUUGCAAACUAGUUUGCUACUGUUCAUGAUUCAAGAUGGCCACCCUGAACCACUGUGAGACUUAGUCAUUGAGAAAGCAUUCUUUUUGAACACUACCGUAUAAAAUCAGCCAGAAAACAGAGUGGAAUUAAAAUAAGGGUCAAAAACGUUUGCUAAAAAUUACUAAAUUAUACGUCUGAUUCAUUUCUCCUCAUAAAUAAGGAUUUUACUAGGUUUGGCUUUCGUAUAAAAACUGUCACUACCCUUACACUUGAGAAUUAUUUCGUAACUUGGGAAGAUUUCCCUGCAGCACCUCACCCCAGGUAGGCAGAUUGUGGAUUCAGUAAUGUGUAUGCCAGGCAUUAAUCUCUAGUGUGAUCACUGCCUUCAAGAUGCUCAGUUUUCUCUAGGGCUGAAGUAUGGUCCAAGGUGAUUGAUUACGAAGGAACGUCCUGGUCCUCUCAACCCUGAAGUGGCACCAACUUGAGAUCAGGUACAUUUGCUGUCUUUCUGGAAGAAGAGAUGCUUCAACAAAAUUCACUAACAGGAGUUUUAGAGGAAUGGGGAUCCAAAAAGGCAUAUUGUAUUCAAAUGUAAUUAUUGUCAUUGUUUUGUGAUUUUUGUAACUGUUGGCUGAGACGUGGCAAUGUAAGUUGGCUUCAUCUCCUACACGUGUUUGUUUUAGUAUUUUUCUUAACUUCCCGUUAUGUUCUAAGCUAUGAAUAAAUCUGGACAAAGCGUGGAUUCGACA